AUUUAGUAUCUAAUCUACGUCGUCUUUGAUCAGUGGUAAUACGAUCUUGCAAUCAGCGAGAAACGUCAAAAACGUUGGAGUACGCAGAUAUCGUGGAACAGGAGACAGGUUGGACAGACGCGACCAAACGUGUUUAAACGUUUACAAGCGUAUUGGAAAUACUCGGGCGGACGAUGCGAACAAACGUAACGACAAGAAAUUUUAGGACGCGAUAAAAAUUUUACUCGUCAUCCUUCCAACUAAAAACAAACGAGAAAUAUCGUUCGGAACAUUCGCAGCGAAUAUUUUUUUACCAUGGCCAACAGUCUAGCAAAAGUCUUUGCCACCGAAGAUUUCAAUCCCGAAAAGUUUGUGAAAGAACUCAGCGCACAAUGUGUCGGAGCAGACGAAUUGAGACAACAGAGAGCGAAAAUUCAAGAGUUGGCAAACAAUACCUCCGCGCAAUUGAAGCGUAACGUUUAUCAGAAUUAUACGCAGUUCAUAGAAACUGCCAAGGAAAUUUCACACUUGGAAAGCGAAAUGUAUCAAUUAUCUCAACUGCUCGGCGAGCAACGUUCGUUAUUGAGUACAUUAGGAUCUACCAGGACUACCGGCGUUACUUUCGGAGACUCGUCCGAAUCACAGGUAGAAGAUGUUAACGACUCCACUGCCAAAGAAGAGGAACAGAAACAGAAGUUGGUGCAAUUACUAGAGAACGUGGAAGGAGCUGUGAGCUUGGCAGAAACGUCCGGCCGUGUAUGUUUGCACGAAGGUUCGCUGCUGGAGUUAGAUCCUUUGGAAGGGACGCCGUUGAAAAGAGUUCACGCGUAUUUAUUCAACGAUAUCUUAAUGAUUGCUUCUUGGUUGGCAAACGGUAAUAGGAGAGGACCACCGAGAUACAAGAUGCAAGCUGCGUACAACCUCGAAAGUUUGGCCAUCGUCAACGUUAGAGAUCUAGGAACGGUAAAGUUGGCAUUCAAACUUCUGGCAUUCUCCGAUACAAGAGUAUUUCAGUGCGCAACCGCAACGAGCAAAAAAGAAUGGUUAGACAAAUGCGAGCAAGCAAAGAGAACGAAGUUGAUCGAGGAUAAUCCGAACGAAGCGACAGACAAUGACAAACGGUCGAAGGAGGAGAAAGCAACACCUUCCAGGUCGAUGUCGCUCGAUUCCAAUACCCUCGGUGUAGACGACGAAGAUACGGAAUAUCACGAACCACCGCCGGAGUGGAUGCUAGAAGUGGCGGAGGAUCUAGAUUCUUGCAUAGCGCAACGUCACUUCGAGGAAGCCUAUGGUCUUUCGGAGAAAGCGAAAGCCUAUUUAAAAGAUGCGCAACCGACGCCGCUUCUGCUUGAAAUCCAAGUGAAAGUAAACGACAGAGGGAGAUCGUUAGUCGACGUUUUAACGAAGGAACUCGAAUCAAGCGCGGAAGCGAAAUCGUUGCAAGGCGGAGGUUUGAGAAGCGCGCGACGCGCGGUAAAACUAUUGAUACAAUUGAACAGAAGCGCUCAAGCUUGUCAGCUGUAUUUGCGGCUAUGCGGUGCUGUGCUAAAGGCACGUUUGAAACGAGUAAAAAGAGAAGGAGCUACCGCACCUUACGCGAAGCAACUCGGCGCGAUCGCUUUCAGCAAUAUCGUCGAGAUCACGAAAGAAUUCUUAAAAAUUUUUCCACGAUCGACGAAUUGUACGUCCGGUCUCGUUGUUUGGUGUAGCCAAGAAAUAAAACACUUGACAACACAUUUAACCAAACAGCUUUUUAUUCCACAAGUGUCUUUAAACACAUUGGUAGAAUGUAUAGUUUGCGUUCGGAGUCAUUGCGAUCAGUUGACUCAGUUAGGAAUGGAUUUUCGUUAUCAAUUGGACGGUCAACUCAGAUCCCCGUUAGCGAAAGCUAUACAAGAUACGGGCGAGAGAUACAUCGAGAUCGUGAAGAAGCACAUAGCCGAAGACACGUGGCGGCCGACAAAUUUAGAAACUCGCAAAAACAUUCAAAAACUACUGUCAGAAUUCGAGGUCCUGGGAAUAACCGUUCCAUCGUUUUAUCUAACAAACGAUCGUUGGAUAGCAUUGACCGAUAACACUUUAACUUUUUCGAGACUUUACGUAAGUCUGUUGGAAGAUUGUCUCAGCGUCGCCACACCAGAGUUAAUGGCCGUGAUAGACACGGUUUUGGUAUCGGUGAUGCGAACUCAAGUACAAUACAUAAUUGCGUCGCUUACGAAUCCGAAAUUAAAACUGGAGAAACAAUUGGUGCACGAUAAUGCUUCGUACAUUCGAGAUGUUGUGAUCAUGCGAGGACUAGAGUUAUACGAAUCAACGACGAAUCAAAUCUUUAAGAAACUGUUGGCUCUAAAGGAACAAAUCGCGUUCGAUUCAUCGUCUCCGACCAAACCAAAAUCUGCUUCUAAAACCGCGAUACCAAAAUAUUCUGCCACGGAAUAUAUUUAACAACAAAGUAAAGUCGCGAGUGUACGCGUAGAAGCGUGGAAAACAAUUUACAAAGAAAACAAUAGAACGUUUCACGGUACAAGCGCCGUGUCUGUAUUACAUCGUACAUACAAGUUAAUUUGAAUUUCUUUUAGCAAUUACACAUAUCGGGUUUUAACAUUUUUCCCUGUUUCCAUCGCAGCAGGUACGUAAAACAACACUCGUUAUACAGAGAGAAAAAGUAAGAAUACGUGCGUUACAAUCGAGAAAGUGCGAAUAGUUUUGCAUCGAAAUAUAUGAUUUCCUGUUACAAUUGAUAUGAAAUAUUUACAGGUCAAAAAUUAAACGAAUAUUAAAUAUUAUACAGUUCUAUUUGGACAUUUGUCUAUAUGUUCCGACUCCUUGAUAGUUUGCAACUUCCUUUUCUUAGCUCGUAUGUCUGCCAAUGUCUGCUCUAUACUUCGUUGAUCCUUCUUAUUUUCACUAGGGACACAGCCGUAACUACUAUUAGCUUCCGUCUUUCUCGCUGCGGCCAGCGCAGCUUCUUUCCCGAUUAAAUGUUGAUACUUGUCCUUGUAACAGCUAUUCGGUACAAAAUUGUCUUUCCGUUUUCUAGGUUUGGCAGCAGCUUCUCGCUCUUCUUUGGCUCGUCUUUCUCUCUCCUCUAUCAAUCUUCUCGCUAUUUCUUCGUUCCAUUCCUCUCCUCUACGCAAUGCGUUCAACUGAUCUUCGGACGGAGCAUACUCUCUCUUGAAAACGACAAUGUGACGGUUAACGCUUUCUUCGCCAAACGAAUACGCCCAUACGUUUGCCACUUCGGCAACAUCGUGUCUACAAAGAAGCAAAAGACAUCGAGGUAUUACCUCGUCAACAAUCGCGCACACGUAUAUACAUGUUAUGACAAUUGUUUCAUCGUAUACAUUAUACUCCUGUGAAUUUGAUCCAUCGGAGGAAAUUUAUAUUCCUUCGCAUCGUCAUCUCGAAGAAAUUUGUUAAUUUUCCCUUCUACCUGGAUCGACGAAGAAAGAAAAAAACAUUGCAACGUUCGAGCGAUAACCUUAUUUCAGAAAAAGGACAAAAAAAGUGGAAAAUUCAAACCUUCUCUCGGAAAAGUUUCAACCUUUCGGCUUCUGCUUUUCGAUGCUUCUGACACUCCUCUUUUUGCUUUUUCAUCAAUGCCUUUUGCUCGUCACUGAUCGUAGGAGGCUUGUCCAUCGAACUUAAGAUAGAUCCUAGCAAAUCCAUGAUCUCACUCGUGAUAAAAUCGACGAAUUC
This is a messenger RNA of Heterotrigona itama, 3678 nucleotides long. The record is from the annotation of a GenBank genome assembly. NCBI's taxonomy places the organism in Eukaryota, Metazoa, Arthropoda, Insecta, Hymenoptera, Apidae.